Messenger RNA from Serinus canaria (Common canary), 4673 nucleotides. It is a transcript of the gene SLC44A2, whose product is annotated as solute carrier family 44 member 2. NCBI's taxonomy places the organism in Eukaryota, Metazoa, Chordata, Aves, Passeriformes, Fringillidae. Gene Ontology annotation, biological process: transmembrane transport; choline transport. The record is from RefSeq and is a predicted model, not a curated record. The transcript has 22 exons. Gene Ontology annotation, molecular function: choline transmembrane transporter activity. Gene Ontology annotation, cellular component: membrane. Bases 99 to 2225 code for a protein of 708 amino acids.
CAGCCCAGCCCGGCCCGGCCCAGCCCAGCCCGGCCCGGCGCGGACGGGGACGGGAACGGGGACGGCGGCGGGUCCGGGGGCUCGGGGCGCUCUCCGGGAUGGGAGGACACGGGGACAACUACUACGGCAAACACGGAACGCCACAGAAGUAUGACCCGACUUUCAAAGGUCCCAUCUAUGACAGGGGCUGCACUGACAUCAUCUGCUGCGUCCUGCUGGUGGUGGCCAUCGUGGGCUACGUGGUGGUCGGCGUCGUGGCCUGGACCCACGGGGACCCCCGGAAGGUGAUCCACCCCACGGACAGCCGCGGGCAGUUCUGCGGGCAGCAGGGGACCCCCAACGAGAAAAAACCUUUCCUUUUUUACUUUGACAUCGUCAAGUGCGCGAGCCCGCUGGUGCUGCUGGAAUUCCAGUGCCCGACCACGCAGAUCUGUGUCAGCAAAUGCCCGGACCGGUACAUGACGUACAUGACGGCCUCCGGGAGCCCCGCCUCGCUGGAAUACUACCGGAAUUUCUGCACCCCCGAGUACAAGGGCUCGCAGAAGGCUCCCCUCUUGGUGCUGAAGGACAAGGAGUGUCCGGCCAUGCUCAUUCCCAGCACCCCGCUGGCACGGAGAUGCUUCCCAGCCAUCCAGGCCAAGAAGGGCGUCAUCAUGGUGGGCAACAAGACAACCUACGAGGACGGCUGGGGGAACCAAAGGAACGUCACCGAGCUGCUGGAAGGGGCCAAGAAAGCCAACGUGGUGCUGGAGACCCGGCAGCUGGCCAUGAAGAUCUUCGAGGAUUACACGGUGUCCUGGUACUGGAUCAUCAUAGGCCUCGUCAUCGCCAUGGUGGCCAGCCUCAUCUUCAUCGUCCUGCUGCGCUUCCUGGCCGGGAUCAUGGUCUGGGUGAUGAUCGUGAUGGUGAUCCUGGUGCUGGGAUACGGAAUCUUCCACUGUUACAUGGAAUAUGCCAAGUUAAAAGGGGAAGCGGGGUCGGAUGUGUCCCUGACAGACCUGGGCUUCCAGACCGACCUCCGUGUCUACCUCCACCUGCGGCAGACGUGGCUGGCGUUCCUGAUCAUCCUGUGCGUGCUGGAGCUGGUGAUCGUCCUGCUGCUCAUCUUCCUGCGCAAGAGGAUCCUCAUCGCCAUCGCGCUCAUCAAGGAGGCCAGCAGGGCCGUCGGUCACGUCAUGUCGUCGCUGCUGUUCCCCUUGUGCACCUUCUUCUUGCUGUGCCUCUGCAUCGCCUACUGGGCCAGCACUGCCGUCUUCCUGUCCACCUCCAACGAGGCUGUGUACAAGGUGUUCAACGAGUCCGCGUGCCCGUUCUCUGGGCAGACCUGCAAGCCCGAGACCUUCAACACCAGCAACGUCACCAAGCUGUGCCCCGACGCCCAGUGCCUCUUCGCCUUCUACGGCGGUGAGACCGCCUAUCACAAGUACCUCAUCGUGCUCCAGUUCUUCAACGUCUUCAUGUUCUUCUGGCUGGCCAACUUCGUCAUCGCGCUGGGCCAGGUGACGCUGGCGGGCGCCUUCGCCUCCUACUACUGGGCCUUCAAGAAGCCCGACGACAUGCCGGCCUUCCCGCUCUUCUCCGCCUUUGGCCGCGCGCUCCGGUACCACACCGGCUCGCUGGCCUUCGGCUCGCUGGUGCUGGCCAUCGUCCAGGUCAUCAGGGUCAUCCUGGAGUACCUGGACCACCGGCUGAAAGCUGCCGAGAACAAGUUUGCCAAGUUCCUCCUGAGCUGCCUCAAGUGCUGCUUCUGGUGCCUGGAAAAAUUCAUCAAGUUCCUCAACAGGAAUGCCUACAUCAUGAUCGCCAUCUACGGCACCAACUUCUGCACCUCGGCCCGGAACGCGUUCUUCCUGCUGAUGAGGAACAUCAUCAGGGUGGCUGUGUUAGAUAAAGUCACGGAUUUCCUCUUCUUCCUCGGGAAGCUCCUCAUCGUGGGAAGCGUGGGAAUCCUCGCCUUCUUCUUCUUCACCCAGCGGAUAAAGCUGGUCCAGGACACGGCGCCGCCGCUGAAUUACUACUGGGUCCCGAUUCUGACGGUGAUCGUGGGCUCCUACCUCAUUGCCCACGGGUUCUUCAGCGUCUACGGCAUGUGCGUGGACACCCUCUUCCUCUGCUUCUUGGAAGACCUGGAGCGCAACGACGGCUCGGCGGAGAAGCCCUACUUCAUGUCCCAGGACCUGAGGAAGCUGCUCAAGAAGACCAACAAAGGCCAGCCCGACGCGUAGCGCCGCCUGUCCCGCGUGGAAUUCGCCUCCGUGGACCUUGGGCCACCCCUGGCAGUGUGGGUGGAUGGGUAAAAUGCAGAUUUUUGAUGACUCGGCCUUAAAUCCUGGCGCUGGUAACGAUGACGAGCUUGUCGCCGCUAACGAGACGCAGGGCGCUGUGCCAGUGCCACUCCUGGGGCAAAAUCCCCAUUUCCAGGGGAUGGGCGGCUCCAGAGUGAGUUUAAUUGUGUUUGAUCCUGUUUUGGUCCUGGUAAACCCUUCUGGGGUCAGCCCGGGGGGGAUGCACAGGGAUCUGGUGAGGCGGGAACGAGCCGGGAGGUUCAGGCAGCUCCUCGUGGGGUGUUCUCCUUGUGGCCCCCCUAAAUGUUGAAUUAUGGUUGUGCAUUCCUGCCCGGAGAGCUGGGGCGGGCUGGAAUCACUUCCCAUCCCUCGCCGCCCUUCAUCGACACCCCAGGGCCCUGUUCUGGGCCCUAAUUAAUGAAUUCUUUUAGGAGUCAGCUAAUUAGUGCUUUUGUAGCCACUGCAAGGGGUGAAGGUGGAGGGGAACGAGGGGGCCGUGAGCAGAAUUUGGGGCUUGAGGCUCUGUCCAGUUCUUGCACCUCGUGAGCAGCUGCAGCUUCCACAGAUUCCUCCCCAAAAUGAGCAUCUGGCCCCCCAAAGUUGUCAGUUUAGGGCAAACCCUUCCCAAACGCUUCACCUGCCUAAGGGGUUUUGGGGCACCCCCCCAGGGGGAAGGAGGGGGGGUGUGGAUGGACCUGGGGGGGUUUUGGGUUCAAUCCAGGUGAUUUUAGUAAAGCCAGUGGUUAUCAACACCAGCCUCCUGCCAGGAAGGGGAAAAAGGGAAAUUUUUUUUUGUGUGGAAAGGGGUCAAUUAGCUGUAAAAUGUAACUAACUGAAACCUAAAAUGUAAUAAAAUUAACCCUCAGACCCCCUGCAGCCACACGAGCAGAGCCGCCACCAGCAAUUGGCCUUUUUUGGGGGGCUCGUUUGUUAAAAAAAAAGACUUAAAGAAAAGCUCUGAGGCUUUGGGGGACAAUUCCCAGCUCCCAGAGGCUGGGGGGGUCCCAGCUUCCCCCUUCCCAGUGCUCACCUGGCUCCAGGAAUCGCUGCUGAGGGAUCCCUUGGGCUUCUUUUGAUCCCAAUUCCCCUGCCACCUUUAGGUUUUGUAUCGUCCAGGGGACGUUUCUGUGGAAUUAUCCAAUCCUUUGGGGGCUUUUGUAUAUUUUGCUUUUCCAGGAUGUUUUCGGUUAUGUUUAUUUGGAGCUUUUCCAGUGAAUUUUUUGGGGGGCACGUUUUGGUUUCUCUGACGCCGCCGGGCAGAGCUUCCCUAUCUCCAAUCUCUCUGAUUUUUCUUUUGAAAAUUCCCUAAAUUUUCCCUUUUUCCCCUCGUUUUUUAGUGCAGCUGAUCAGUGGACAGAGGAGUGGAAGGGAAAGCUGAAGCUGAAAAAAUGAAGGAAAAUGUAAAACUAGAAAGGUGAAGGGAAAGACAGAAAAAUGAAGGGAAAGGUGAAAACAAAGCUAAAAAAGUAACAGUAAAGCUCAGCAGAAAAGAUCAAAUGAAGCUAAAAAGAGGCAAAUAUUGGGAAUAAUUCAGGGAAUAAUCACCAGACCUUGCUCCACUUACAGCCAUUCCAGCACGUGUCCUGCAGCUCCUGAUGCUCAUUCUGGAUUCAUUCAGUUUUUUCCCUCCCUGUGCAGGUUUCAGGGUAGAUUUGGUUUUAUUUCUGCUCAGAAUGUUCGUGUUGGGGGCGAAUUCUCUCUCACUCCUCGAUUUUCAGCUGUUUUCCUCCCAAAUCCCGACCCUUUGGGUGUGGGAGCUGAGGAGUGGCAGGAACUGGGUUUAUUUGUUUAAAAAGGCAAAACCCAGCAGGAAUUUGGAAGGCUGGAAGGAAAAGUGGUGAGAGAAGAGAAGAAAUUUGGGAGAAUGUGUGUUCCUGGGGAAGCCGGGCUGGCUCGGCUGCCUCCCAGCAGCACAGGAUUUAGGGAGAAUUAAGGAUUUUUAUUCCCAAUAAACCCAAGUGGCUUUUUAGAGGUGAUGGGAGCAGUGAGGGAAAUAUUCCUGUAAAUUAGGUUUGUUUUUUUUUUUUGAAAACUCAGAGCGAGGGCAGCUGUCCGGGGGAAUUUGGUGUCCGGAAAAGCUUCACUCCAAGACUGGGUUCUUGUUUCUAGGCAAAGCUCCGUGUCCAAGGCAUUAAACGAUGGAAUUUAGGAAUAAUGACUCUUCCUCCCCUCCCCGUCUAGAAAUGUGGUUUCUGUCCCUACAAACCUGAUUGUUCAGGCCAAGAAAACAACCCCAAAUCCCCAGCAGUGCUCGACCCGCGGGGCUGAUGUUUUACUGCUCGUUUUUCUGGUGUUUCUGAGGCAUGGAGGGUGCUGUGACACUCCGGAGUCUCUGCGCGGUUCCGUCAGCGUCGCGACCAACAAUAAAAUAAAAAGUGCCUGUUUGGA